CCUCACAUCUGCUAGCAGUUGGAUGCUCCCUCUUACACACAUCUUCCUCCUCUCCCUGUCACCUUCUUUUUUACGUCACAAGUUGGCACCUAUGCCCCGGACCAAACACCAUUUUAGUACGAUCGAAGCAACCUUCUCCUUCGUCAUCUCACCGAAGCAAACACCAAGUCUUUUUCUUCAUCUUCCUCUCUCAUCCGUCCGUUCCUCUUGCACAGAUGCACCGAUAGCUUGCCAAUAAUUUCUCUUCUUCUCUUGCAACCACCUACCUACCCUUUGCUUUGUUGGCUAGUAACUACCGAACUCGGAUCGUCGGCCUCCUCCUUGCUUGAAGUCUUCUUCUUCUCCUUCCCUCCUCUUGUUGACGGGGAGAGGAGGAAGGCGGUGGCUGGUCGGUCGGGCGGCAAUGGGUGGGCGCGUGACGUGGCUUGCCGGCCUUGUGGCCGUGCCGUUCUUGAUCGUGGCGGUGAGCGGCCGGUUCGUGGUGGAGAAGAGCAGCGUGAGGGUGCUGGGGCCGGAGCACAUCCGGGGCCACCACGAUGCGGCCAUCGGCAACUUCGGCGUGCCCGACUACGGCGGCACGCUCACCGGCGUCGUGCUCUACCCGGACAAGAAGGCCACCGGCUGCGUCGAGUUCGACACCAAGUUCAAGUCCAAGUCCCGCCGCCCAGUCAUCCUCCUACUUGACCGUGGAGAAUGCUACUUCGCGCUCAAGUCGUGGAACGCGCAGCGCGCGGGCGCGGCGGCGGUGCUGAUCGCGGACAACGUCGACGAGCAGCUGCUGACGAUGGACAGCCCCGAGGCGUCGCCGGGCACCGAGUACAUCGACAAGAUCAACAUCCCGUCGGCGCUGGUGAACCGCGCGUUCGGCGUGUCCCUCAAGAAGAUGGUCCAGGAGACGGCCGCCGACGGCGGGCAGGAGGAGGUGAUCGUGAAGCUGGACUGGCGCGAGUCGAUGCCGCACCCGGACGAGCGGGUGGAGUACGAGCUGUGGACCAACAGCAACGACGAGUGCGGGCCCCGGUGCGACGAGCAGAUGGCGUUCGUGCGCGGGUUCCGCGGCCACGCGCAGCUCCUGGAGCGCGGCGGAUACGCGCGGUUCACGCCGCACUACAUCACCUGGUACUGCCCCGAGGCGUUCCGGCUCACGCAGCAGUGCAAGUCCCAGUGCAUCAACCACGGAAGGUACUGCGCGCCGGACCCCGAGCAGGACUUCGGGGCGGGGUACGAGGGGAAGGACGUGGUGGUGGAGAACCUGCGGCAGCUGUGCGUGCACCGCGUCGCCAACGAGAGCGGGCACCCCUGGACGUGGUGGGACUACGUCAUGGACUACAAGAUCCGCUGCUCCAUGAAGGAGAAGAAGUACAGCAAGGCGUGCGCCGAGGACGUCGUCACCGCGCUCGGGUUGUCUCUCAACAAGGUGCUGGAGUGCAUGGGCGAUCCCGAGGCCGACGCCGACAACGCCGUCUUGUCCAAGGAGCAGGAAGACCAGAUCGGUACCGGGUCGAGAGGAGAUGUGACCAUCUUGCCUACCCUGGUCAUCAACAAUGUUCAGUACAGAGGGAAACUAGAGCGGACGGCGGUGCUGAAGGCCGUGUGCGCCGGCUUCAAGGAGGGGACCGAACCCCGCGUCUGCCUGAGCCCUGACAUCGAGACGAACGAGUGCCUGCGCAGGAACGGCGGGUGCUGGCGAGACGAAGCCACGAACGUGACCGCCUGCCGGGACACGUACAGGGGCCGGGUGUGCGAAUGCCCCGUGGCGAACGGCGUCCGCUACGAGGGCGACGGCUACGCCGAUUGCAAAGCGGUUGGGCCGGGCAGGUGCGCUCUGAACAACGGCGGGUGCUGGUCGGAGACGAGAGGGCACCAGACCUUCUCCGCCUGCUCGGAAACCGCAUUGACCGGGUGCCGGUGCCCGCCAGGGUUCCAAGGCGACGGCCACAAAUGCCAAGAUCUGGACGAGUGCAAGGAGAAGCUGGCGUGCACCUGCCCCGACUGCCACUGCAAGAACACGUGGGGCAACUACGAGUGCAAGUGCAAGGGCAACCAGCUUUACAUACGAGGAGAGGACGUGUGCAUAGCUAACAACAUGUCGAAGCUGGGCUGGUUCAUCACCAUCUUGGCCGUGUCGUGCGUCGCAGGCGUGGGGAUCGCCGGCUACGUCUUCUACAAGUACAGGCUCAGGUCGUACAUGGACUCGGAGAUCAUGUCCAUCAUGUCCCAGUACAUGCCGCUCGACAGCCAGAACAACGAGAACCAGCCUCUUCGCCAGCAUGACUCGGAAGCUUUAAGGCACUAAAAUGGUAGCCGUGUGACAUUUGCAAGAAGAGCUUGGACAGUGAAGCCUCGGUUUCCUCCAAAGAUGAGCAAGGAGUUGCCAGGCAUCAAACUGCACUCAUGAUUUCAACCAUAUUCAACGAAUACUUUGCUGCGAUUCCGAUGAUUUUCACUUCACUUUUGUAUAGUAAAAAGGAUAAUGGUUUGUACCAGGCAGCAGGCACAGAAAUGAGCUCUAGAGGUUUAGCUAGGUAGGCACUUCGGCUCUCUUGUGGUUCAAGAGACGUCACACACGGAGCAUUUAGAAAAAGGAAAAUACAAGCUGGUAUACAUGUACAGUAGACAAACCGUACUGAGACUACGAUUAUAGCGUGUGAAAGAGUUCCAUCAUAUGAUUAUAAUGUCCUACGAUUCUAGUGUGUGAAUGGGUAACUUCGAACUGUUAGCAUUCA
Phragmites australis (common reed) is the source of this 2726-nucleotide messenger RNA. Its product is annotated as vacuolar-sorting receptor 6-like. Gene Ontology annotation, molecular function: calcium ion binding. The record is from RefSeq and is a predicted model, not a curated record. NCBI's taxonomy places the organism in Eukaryota, Viridiplantae, Streptophyta, Magnoliopsida, Poales, Poaceae. The coding region runs from base 404 to 2296 and encodes 630 amino acids. The transcript is spliced from 14 exons.